AUGACGCAAUCAACGACUACGCUCUUCCGAAGCUAUCUCAUCGAGGAAUACCACCUCACCGAAGAACCCUACUAUGUCCCCGUCGCAGACGAGGUAGAGUUGUUUGAGGCUGCGUAUCAGCAGCGAAUUCCUCUAAUCUUUAAGGGCCCGACAGGCUGCGGCAAGACGCGCUUCGUGGAGUACAUGUCUUAUAGGCUCGCCCAGCCGCUCGUAACAAUCGCCUGCCACGAAGACCUCACCGCGAGCGACCUCGUUGGCCGCUACCUGCUUGAAGGCGAUUCCACAGUGUGGAUCGAUGGCCCCCUUUCCCGAGCAGUCAAGGCAGGUGGAAUCUGCUACCUGGACGAAAUUGUCGAGGCGCGCAAGGACACGACCGUCCUCAUUCACCCUCUGACCGACCACAGGCGCAUACUCCCAGUCGAAAAGCGCGGGGAACUCCUCGAAGCGGCAGACGGUUUCCUCCUGAUUCUCUCCUACAACCCCGGUUAUCAGAGCGCGCUCAAGGACCUUAAGCACAGCACGCGCCAGCGUUUCGUUUCUAUCGAGUUCGACUACCCGCCACGUGACAUCGAAGCCGAAAUCAUCCAGCACGAAUCCGGUUGCUCCGACGACGACGCGACACAGCUCGCGAUGCUUGGCGAAAAGGUCCGUAACCUGCGUGAGCACGGCCUGGGCGAGGGCGCAAGCACUCGGCUGCUCAUCUACGCUGGCAAGCUCAUGUCGCAGGGCAUCCCGCACCGCCGCGCCUGCCAGGUCGCCGUCAACUGGGCGGUUACUGACGACCAUGCCGUGCAGCGGAGCAUCGAGGAGAUUAUCGCCUCCAUCUUCGAGUAA
This is a messenger RNA of Geodia barretti, 834 nucleotides long. NCBI's taxonomy places the organism in Eukaryota, Metazoa, Porifera, Demospongiae, Tetractinellida, Geodiidae. The record is from the annotation of a GenBank genome assembly.